ACUGUCCCUCAGGUUGUGACACGUUGAUACAUAUAUCAGAUAGGGCAAUAUUUUCCCUAUCUCCUUCUUACUUACUUAGCUAUUUGACGGCGCUAAAGUGAUAUCAGUGAUGCCCAACAAAACUGAAAGAGCGACUGGUUUGUCUGUGGAUAGGAUUUCCCAGAAUCAUACUAUAAGGAUGAUGGAGCUUGUUUUUCUGCUCACCUUCUUUCCUGUCACACAAUCAGUGAGACACUCCCUGACAUAUUUGCUGACUGCAUCCUCUGGACUCCAAACCUUCCCAGAGUUUGUGGCUGUUUCAAUGGUUGAUGAAGUUCAGGUGGGAUACUGUGACAGCAACAGCAAGAGAGCAGAACCCAAACAGGACUGGAUGAAAAAAAUAGUCAAAGAUCAUCCUCAUCACAUAGAGUGGCACACUCAUUCCUGUGUGUCUACUCAUCUGGAUCGAAAAGCUGACCUUAUCGAUUUGAAGCAGCGCUUUAACCAAACUGGAGGUGUCCACAUUUUACAGGACGUGGUUCGUUGUGAAUGGGAUGAUGAGACUAAUGAGGUUAUUGGUGUGGAUCAGAUUGGUUAUGAUGGAGAAGACUUCAUAGUAUUUGACCUGGAGACACUGACAUGGAUCGCUCCAAAACCACAAGCUGUCAUCACCAAACACAAGUGGGAUAGUGACAAAGAUGGCUCAGACAAAAUGAAGUACCUCCUCACCAAUAUUUGUCCUCAGUGGCUGAAGGAGUACUUGGACUAUGGGAAGAACUCUCUGAUGAGAACAGAGUUUCCCUCAGUGUCUCUCCUCCAGAAGACUCCCUCCUCUCCAGUCAGCUGCCACGCCACAGGUUUCUACCCUCAUAGAGCCAUGAUGUUCUGGAGGAAAGAUGGAGAGGAGCUUCAUGAGGACGUGGAACACGGAGAGAUCCUCCCCAACCAUGAUGGAUCCUUCCAGAUGAGUGUUGACCUGAACCUUUCAUCAGUCACACCUGAAGACUGGAGGAGGUACGAAUGUGUGUUUCAUCUCUCUGGUGUGAACGACGAUAUUGUUUCCAAACUGGACAAAGCCGUGAUCAGGACCAACCAAGAGUUCCCUGCUGGUCCUGUUAUUGGAGGUGUUGUAGGACUGCUGCUGCUCCUGGCAGUCUGCAUCACUGGAGUCUUCAUCUGGAGAAGAAAAGAUAAUGGAUUUAGACGAGCUAACUCUUCAGAUUCGCAAUCCUUUGAAACUUCAGUCAAAGAAGCAGCUCUUAAUUGAUCACAGGGUGGGUACCUGAGGGCAGGCUGAUUAGCAGGAUGGGACACACCUCGGCCCGAUGUGCCUCAUGUAUAAAGCUGGAGAAGCUGCCAGUUCUCUCUCUCUAUCAGUUCUCUGUCCUGCAAACUCCUGUGGAUGUGCAGAGAGCUCAGUAUUUAUAUUUGUAUCUGUAUUUUUUGAGGCAGCAAAAUUAUUUGUAUUUGAGUGAA
Thunnus maccoyii (southern bluefin tuna) is the source of this 1455-nucleotide messenger RNA. Its product is annotated as major histocompatibility complex class I-related gene protein-like. The transcript has 8 exons. The coding region runs from base 110 to 1246 and encodes 378 amino acids. Gene Ontology annotation, cellular component: external side of plasma membrane. NCBI's taxonomy places the organism in Eukaryota, Metazoa, Chordata, Actinopteri, Scombriformes, Scombridae. The record is from RefSeq and is a predicted model, not a curated record. Gene Ontology annotation, biological process: immune response.